Messenger RNA from Sycon ciliatum, 2202 nucleotides. RefSeq lists its product as uncharacterized. Gene Ontology annotation, molecular function: metal ion binding; acid phosphatase activity. NCBI's taxonomy places the organism in Eukaryota, Metazoa, Porifera, Calcarea, Leucosolenida, Sycettidae. The coding region runs from base 102 to 1916 and encodes 604 amino acids. The transcript has 15 exons. The record is from RefSeq and is a predicted model, not a curated record.
CUUCUUCUUUUUCUUAUGAAACACCCAAAUGCGAAGGCCAAACACCCUUCUGACUCUGUCUGAGGCUAAGACAAGAAGUUCUUGUUUGGAGCUGAAGCAAGAUGAUGGCUAGUAUCGUUCACUUACUCGUGCUAGUCUGUGUGGUGCCUAGCUUGGCUGCGGGGAAGCACUCCAUACCGACAUUUAGUCAUAGAGUGGGACCGUCUGAUGAACUUGAAGAUGUCAACCAUCCCUCUUUCAAAACUCAUCUGCAGUACCCCUUUGCCGGCAAGAGUGCUGACGAUCCUGCGACAGGCCAAAUGACUGUCAGCAAGGCCCUAGUAUCGUCGGGCGAUACUGUUUCUGUGUCUUGGGCUGGCAUAGCUGAUGCCCGCAUCUCUGAUUGGAUUGGAAUCUACAGCCCUGCCAACUCUUCAGAGAUGGAUUACUUGGAUUAUCAGUGGGCCAACGUCUCAUCGAGCUGGAAGACAGGCAGUGGAGAGUUUCCUGUGAAGCUGUUUAACAUGCGCGUGGACUACGGAUUCAGGUACUACCAGACAAUCAAUGGCAAGCACUAUGUGAAGGCAACUGCCCAUGUUGCUGUUGAGCAACAUGAAGCCUGUGGCGGUCGCUUGUCCUUGGGUAAUGACAUUGACACCAUGGCUCUAAUGUGGACCACUGACAGCGAAGAAGACCUCAUCGUGCAGUACAGUUUGUCUGAGUCUUUUGAGCAUUUCAUGGAGGUUCCUGGUUCCCAGAUCUCCACUCGCACAUACGCAGCAAAGGACAUGUGUGGUCCGCCAGCCACUUUGGUAUCAGCCACUACAUACCGUGACCCUGGCUUCCAGGUGCUGGCUUAUAUGACGAACUUGACCCUGGACACACUCUACUACUAUCGCUUUGGCACCAAGGGCUUCCGCCUGGUGGACGGCCAUUUUCACACUCCUAUGCGACCUGGCCAGGCCGAGUAUGGCCGCUUCAUUACCUUUGGUGAUUUUGGGGUUCAUUACCAUCCCCAAGUAUGGCAGCAGCCUGGUGCACCAAUGAUUGGAAAUCUCCUGGCCAAAGAGGCGCUGUCAAAGCAAGUUGACGCUAUUCUGCACUUUGGAGACUUGGCAUAUGGCGUCGGCCAUGGCUAUAUCUGGGACCAGUGGAACUGGCUGAUGUCGCAGAGUGCUCGCUACACACCAUACAUGGUUGGAGUUGGCAAUCACGAAUACGAUCACUUGCACGCACCUCCGAGUGGUGUUGAUGUCAGCGGUACUCCUGGCAUCGGCUUCCAUCCGUCUUGGGGAAAUCAUGGAAAUGAUGCUCAGGGUGAGUGUGGUGUACCCACUUUCCAUCGCUUCAAGAUGCCGGCCGAGCAUAAUGGCGGUAACUCUGUCUUCUGGUACUCGUUCGAUCUUCAUCUUGUCCGUGUGAUCAUGAUGAGUUCGGAGCACGACUACUCUCCUGGCACUCUGCAGUACAAGUGGCUGGAAAGUGUUCUUUCGUCAACUGACCGCAAGGUGCUACCUUGGGUGGUGGUGACACUACAUCGUCCUAUGUAUUCCAAUGAGUCUGAUUCUCAUUCGGACAAUGUUGUUGCCAACCACGAGCGCGAACUCUUUGAGGACUUGAUUGUCAAGUACAAAGUGAACAUCAUGUUCUCGGGACACUAUCAUAGCUACAUGCGCUCUUGCCCCGUCAUCAAGAAUGUUUGCAAGGAGCCAGGCACCGCUCCCGUGCACGUUGUCGCUGGUACAGCCGGUGCAGCUCUGCAAUCACCAAGCUCUACUUUCCCAGCUCCAUGGACCGUGUUUGGUGCUGUCAAGUUUGGUUAUGCUGUAUUUGAAGUGAACACAACUCACCUUCACAUGGACUGGAUGAGCCAGGAUCUUGACACGCAGGAUCUGCAUGUUGCCGAUUUCGUUGAUGUUCCCCUGUGGAAAGACUAGGCUGCUGCUUCACAGCCACCUCAGCUCACCUAGGCUAUUGCUAUCAUAUCAUGGCUUGACUUGUACACGUUAGACGUACAUUAUGUACUCAUUAGGCUUGCAUUGCAUGUGCAUGAUUGUACAGACUGUACUAGUUAGGCUGCUUUUUCUCAGAUGCUUCUCUUCUCUGCAAAAGUCUUAAUUCUUGGAAGAGCUCUUGCACAAAACUCUUCUUAUAUUUACAAGUUACUGCUAUGAGCCAACAAUUCAAAGUUUUCAAUAAUACCAAUACAUGUAUUACACGAAA